AUGUCACGCCGCAACGAGCACGCCGCGCGCGAGCUCGCGUUCGAUGAUCCAUCCUUCCCCCCCCGACCCUCUUUCGACUUCGACCCGGAUGCGACUGCCUUCCAAAACUUCCCCGACGACGGAGGAAUUGACUUUGACUUCGCCACCGCUCUCCACAAUCCACAUGACCCUUUCGAUGCCACCCUCAUUCCCCCCGUGUCCCAAGGUGUCCAGAGCACGGAUACCUCUGGGCGCCACUCGUACCCUGCGCCGGCCCCGGCAUCAACGCAAGCCCAGAUUGUCAGCGGCCGCGAAGACCGCGUCAAUCAACGCUUCGGCCAGAUAACACCACCCGACGAAAGAGUGUCAUCCUCCUCCAAAGCACCUCCGGCCCACGCACCACCCUCGCAACAGACCCGUGGCCAGGAUCCCUCGAAGCUCAGUAACGAGCAAAGAGCACGCAACGCCGCCAACACCCGCCAUUCACGCUCGAGGAACGCGAAGCAACAGCACCGGGCCGACCACGCGGAUUCCACCGAAGCUAAGAGUGAAGAUGGCCAGAAGCCGGGGAAGAGCUUGCAUGUUCAGCGCGAGAAGAACCGGGUGGCUGCCGCAAAGUGCCGAGCGAAGAAGAAGUCGGCAAACGAGCAGCAGGCAGAAAUGGCCAGCCAGUUCAGCAGCACCAACAACAUCUUGACCAAGGAGAUCCGCGACCUCAAGAAUCAGAAGACCGAGUUCCAGAAUCUGCUUCUCGCCCACCGGCCGGGAGUGUGCACUUGCCAUGGUAUCCACGACUACAAUUACGGCCAAGCACAGCGCCUUGUCUCGAACGCCAGACGUCAAGUCGUCGAAACAUCCUCCUCUUCGCCCUCCCAAGCCAGUCUCGCCUCCACCCAUUCGCCCUUAUCAGAAGUAUCGGGCACGAUGUUCCACGGCUCAUCGAUGGACCUGAGUGCGGAUGGCAUGGGCGUUCAUCCCAGAGCCGGCUCGUUCGACGACCCUAUGCGCUACGCCUUCAAUCAGAAUGGAGACCCCGACACGCUGCAUACGACCAGCGGCGAUCCACUCAUGCAUCGAGAGUUUGCCGAGUUCCUGCAAAGUUCACCCGGCAGUCGGGCGGGGUUUGCAUAG
Neohortaea acidophila is the source of this 1110-nucleotide messenger RNA. RefSeq lists its product as uncharacterized. The transcript has 2 exons. The record is from RefSeq and is a predicted model, not a curated record. Bases 1 to 1110 code for a protein of 369 amino acids. Gene Ontology annotation, molecular function: RNA polymerase II cis-regulatory region sequence-specific DNA binding; DNA-binding transcription factor activity, RNA polymerase II-specific. NCBI's taxonomy places the organism in Eukaryota, Fungi, Ascomycota, Dothideomycetes, Mycosphaerellales, Teratosphaeriaceae. Gene Ontology annotation, cellular component: nucleus. Gene Ontology annotation, biological process: regulation of transcription by RNA polymerase II.